UCUUGACGCUUCUCAGUCUAUAAAAGAACCAUGGCAAAUCGGAAUCAGCCAUUUCAAAUCGAAUCACUCUUUACGUUUCUCAGUCUAUAUAAGAACCAUGGCAAAUCGGAAUCAGCCAUUUCAAAUCGAAGGCAAACUUUUGGAAGACAAGGAAUCAUGGCAAUCAACAAAAUUGGUGCAAUGGCUAUUCUUUUUUGUGGAAUGAUUCUUCUGGGAGCAAAUGUGGAAGUCAAGGCUGUCAGGCAUGGGCUUCUCAGGCCCUGCCCACGAAAUUGCAUAGGAGGCUCCGUGUACAAGAUCUGUAAUGGAACGAAGACCUACACAACUUGCACCAAUUGUUGCGUCUCCGACGGCUGCACUGUUUACUUUAUUGGUGGAUUUUCAAUAGAUUGUAAAUGGCCUUAUGCAACGUAUUAAUCUCAUGAUUGGGGUUCUGUACUCUGGAUUCCUAAUAUCAUACUAAUCGAGUACUAAAUAAUGGGCAAUGUAGUUUCCGCGAGGGUGGCAUAUAACUAUGUAGUCUA
Coffea arabica (coffee) is the source of this 524-nucleotide messenger RNA. The record is from RefSeq and is a predicted model, not a curated record. NCBI's taxonomy places the organism in Eukaryota, Viridiplantae, Streptophyta, Magnoliopsida, Gentianales, Rubiaceae.